AAGUGUCGCAGAGGGCUCCGCUCCAUUCUGUGGCGCUGCGUGGAUGUCAACCAGGGUUUUUAUCAGCUAAUCAACAGAAACAGCUUUCAUUGUAUUUUAACUAUAUAUACAAAGGCACAGAAUGGCCACUGAUUCAGGCUACGGUGGCUCACAAAGCUAUGGGUCAUAUAGCGGCCAGCAGGGUGGACAGGGUUAUGGACAAGGAAAUGGCAGUGGCUCCUAUGGGGGUCAGAGUUAUGGUGGCUAUGGACAGCAACCCGCAGCGACAAAUGAUGGUUAUGGCCAGUCUCAGCAACCUAGCUAUGAAAGUUACGGACAGGAAUCAUCAGGGUAUGGUGACAAGUCGUCAGCAUCGUCUUACGGACAAGCUUCCUAUGGUAGCCAGAGUCAAGGAGGAGACAGUUAUGGACAGCAGGGAGGCGGCGGCGGCAGUGGUGGUGGUGGCGGCAGCGGCGGUAGUUAUGGAAGAUGGAGUGAUGCAGGUGAAGGAGGUGGUCAGGGUGGGAGAUUUGGACGUGACCAAGGAGACCGUUCAGAGGGAGGCGGGGGCUACAGAGGCAGAGGCCGUGGUGGCGGCGGCGGCGGCGGCUAUGAUCGUGGCGGCUAUGACCGUAGUAGUAGUGGCGGAUAUGACCGCAGCAGUGGAUACGACCGUGGCGGAAGAGGCGGACCUCCUGGUAUGGGAGGUGGUGACCGUGGUGGCUACAAAAAUUACGGUGGCUCUCGAGACUACGACUCACGGGAUGAAUCAGCAGGUGAGCAGGACAACUCCGACAACAACACCAUUUUUGUUUCGGGACUGGGAGAAGAAGCCACAGUUCAGGAAGUUGGCGACUUCUUCAAACAAAUUGGUAUCAUCAAGGUGAACAAGAAGACUGGCCAACCAAUGAUCAACAUCUACUCUGACAAGGCCACCGGCCGGCCAAAGGGAGAAGCUACAGUGUCGUUUGAUGACCCGCCCUCUGCUAAAGCUGCUAUCGACUGGUUUGAUGGUAAGGAUUUCUGUGGCAAAACCAUCAAAGUAUCAUUUGCCACUCGCAGAGCUGAGUUCACACAGAGAGGAGGAGGAGGUGGCGGCGGUGGAGGGGGAAGAGGUGGACGAGGAGGUUUCAGAGGUCGUGGUGGAGGAGGAGGACCCAACUUUGACAUUAAGGGAGGAGACUGGCCAUGUCCUAACAGCUCUUGUGGCAACAUGAACUUUGCACGGCGGCAAGAGUGUAACAAAUGUGGCGCUCCCAAACCAGGAGAUGCAGGAGGAGGAUUUGGAGAUCGUGGAGGCCGAGGCGGCUAUGGCGGUGACAGAGGUGGUGGCUUCAGAGGCCGCGGAGGAGGUUUCCGUGGGGGAGACCGUGGAGGCUACGGAGGAGGUGGUGGUGGAGGAGGAUAUGGAGGAGGAGGCGGCGGCGGAUACAAAAUGGGAAGAGGUGACCGUAGAGACGACAGACGAGACCGGCCAUACUAAGUGUUGCAGAUGGAAACCAUUCCAGCCCUGGAGUUCACCGCGGAGGGAGGGUUUAGUUUUGGGAAACUGGAGGAAAGGGCUGCAGAUCAGACAUUCUGAUUCAUGCACCUUUUUUUUGUAGAAAGUGUCUCCCAACUAUUACUGCUCAUUUGAGCGAGGGACAGAUGUGUUGAGCUACUGUAAAGGGACUUUGGGGCUGAUUUGGCGCUUUUGGCAUGUUUUGUUUUUUUUUCUUUCUCAGCUUUUUUUGUUUUAUUUCUUUGUACAUCUUUUUAAUUUCCUCUCAGAAUCUAGUCGCAGAUGUUAUGUGAGGUAGACUUCUUACCAUUGUUUUGUAUGAACGGAUUAAAUGUUUUACUUGGGUUCUCUUUUUUUUUUUUUUUUCUUCAAAAUGAUAUUAAAAACUGUGAUCUUUUCUCUGA
Molecule: messenger RNA, 1884 nt
Organism: Centropristis striata (black sea bass)
Lineage: Eukaryota; Metazoa; Chordata; Actinopteri; Perciformes; Serranidae
Gene: taf15
Product: TAF15 RNA polymerase II, TATA box binding protein (TBP)-associated factor
Exons: 16
Coding region: 122-1462 (446 amino acids)
Biological process (GO): regulation of DNA-templated transcription
Cellular component (GO): nucleus
Molecular function (GO): transcription coregulator activity; RNA binding
Source: RefSeq, a predicted model, not a curated record